Aptenodytes forsteri (emperor penguin) is the source of this 516-nucleotide messenger RNA. RefSeq names its product interferon-induced transmembrane protein 1. Gene Ontology annotation, cellular component: plasma membrane. Gene Ontology annotation, biological process: host-mediated suppression of symbiont invasion; defense response to virus; response to interferon-beta. The transcript has 3 exons. Bases 1 to 516 code for a protein of 171 amino acids. NCBI's taxonomy places the organism in Eukaryota, Metazoa, Chordata, Aves, Sphenisciformes, Spheniscidae. The record is from RefSeq and is a predicted model, not a curated record.
AUGGAGAACUUUCCCCAGUCCGUCAGCAUCAACAUGCAGCCCUACGGCAGGAACUGGGCAGGUUCCCCGGCCACCGCCUUUGGCCCCACCAUCACCUCUUUUGUUCAGCCGGAGCCCGUCCCCAACCCCCAGGACUUCGUGCUCUGGUCCUUCUUUAACAGCAUGUUCUGCAACCCCUUCUGCCUGGGCUUCAUCGCACUCGUCUUCUCCGUUAAGGCCAGAGAUAAGAAAAUCGACCAGGACCCGGCAGCUGCCGGCACCUACGGGAGGACAGCCAAGCAUCUGAACAUCGCAGCGCUCUGCCUGGGCAUCGUGGGUACCAUCAUCUUCAUCGUGCUGCUGGCUGUAUACUACAAAAACUUGCGGGCCCGCGACUGCAAGGUGCUGGGGGACCUGGAGGGUGCCCGGCGGCAUGGUGCCCGUGCCAAGGUGUUGAACAUCAUCUGCUCCAUGCUGCUGGUCCUCAUCGUGGUGGCCAUCAUCGUCGUCAUCAUCGUGAUGUCCACCACCACCUGA